CUCUUGACAAGUCGUAGACGGCCGGCCUAGUAGGGACUAGGGAGAAAUUAUUUUCAGAAUGAAUCAAGAAGGCGUACAAGCUUGUUGCGCCGUUUGUAAUCAGCAAACACAUAGGCGAUGCGCUCGGUGUCUCAGUAUUUACUAUUGUAAUACGGAACACCAACGGCAGGAUUGGAAGCGACAUAGAAGUGAGUGCACACCUAAGCCUCCAAAACAAGGAUCUAAAAGCAAGAAAAUUGAACGGAGUUCUACAAACAGCGAACCUGCGAAUAUAGUAGAAGAACAAAUAAUCGACACUGCAAAGGACAGUGAAAGUAAGGAAGUAAAACAAGAAGGUAGUACAAGUGACAGACAUUCGAAAAAAUCAAAGAAAAAAAGUUCCAAGAAAGAAGGUAGUGACAUUAUUGUUGAUAGUAAACAUAGCUCAAGUCAAGUUCGUGUGAACGAGCAAACUGACAGUAGUGAUAAAAGUGGGCAGUUGGAGGACAAUAGUGUAAUUUCUAGCGUAGUGUAUACUAAUAAAGACUUGAGUAGUUCGAAAGAUAGUGCCAUAACAUACGAAGGCUCGUCAGAGCAGGAGAUUUUGAGUGAAUCGGCACAGCAGUUAAGCACAGUGGAGUUCGCCGCGGCAGGUUCGUCGAAUGUGUUGCGAGCGGUGAACAGGACUGACGUCAAGAUGCCUGUGAUGCCGAGCUAUGGGCCAGAGCACCCGCGGAAGGAAUAUCCUGAAGCUUCAGUGAAGGGUAGCCCCGCGCCGUUCAGCAAUAUGCCAAGCACUUUCUACAUGGACCCAAGUGAUCCAUGCUAUGAGAUCUGUCAGCGGGUGAUCAGAGACAUGACAACGUAUGGUGUGUGUGUUUUAGACAAUUUCCUCGGCAAAGAUAGAGGACAUAUGGUGCUAAAUGAAGUGUUAGAAAUGUACCGAUCUGGAGUAUUCACAGCAGGCCAACUGGUGUCGAACCCUGGCAGUACAGAAGCACAGACCGUCCGCAGUGACCGCAUCACAUGGGUUGAUGGCAAGGAGCCCCAUUGCUUCUACAUUAGGCAGUUAAUUAGCUAUGUUGACAACAUCGUGUUACGAGCUAAUAAGAUGGCCAACAAUGGGAAGAUGGGAGACUACAUAAUCAAUGGCCGAACGAAGGCGAUGGUGGCAGUGUACCCUGGCUGCGGAAGCCACUACGUGAAGCACGUAGACAACCCCAACAAAGAUGGCCGCUGCAUCACCGCCAUCUACUACCUCAACACAGACUGGGAUGUGCGUCGCUACGGGGGACUGCUCAGGGUUUUCCCGGAAGGCACGAACCAGGUGGCGGACAUAGCGCCGAUCUUCGACCGCAUGCUGUUCUUCUGGUCUGACCGACGGAACCCGCACGAGGUCCAACCUGCAUACGCUACUAGAUAUGCCAUUACUCUGUGGUACUUCGACGCUCACGAGAGAGAGGAGGCGCGUCGGAAUUUCAAAGAACGCGGCCAGCCGUCAUCGAGCAAGUGAUACAGGGGCGCUAGAAGCGCGCCGCGGCGUCGACGCGUGCUCUUAGCAGCGGAACAACGCCGACUGCAUAUCAAAUUGUAUGUUAUUACGCCACAAUAGUUGUCAUUUUAUACCGAUUUAGUUAUACGUCCAAGCAGUUGUGUCACUAGGGUGACGUGGGAUGACGGGGUGACACCCUGAUGUGAGGUGACACCUAUGAUAUGGGGUGACACCUAUGAUAUGGGGUGACACCUAUGAUACGAGGUGACACCCUGAUGUGGGCUGUAACUUUAGGUGAAACCUGUUCCAUAUCCACUAUCCUAAGACAUCCGAUCUAAGAGUCCCCCUAGCGACAUGUUUGUGUCAAUUUGUUGGAUUUGCUUAGUAAACAAUGUAUUUUGCUUUCGUCAUUAAAAAUAACCCUUUUCUAGCAAUGGCCAAGUAACCUUAACACGUUAUCAGAAAUAUAAUUCUUAUUCAUAACAAAUUAAACAUUCGCGUAGUUUGUCGUAAUGAAUAUGAUUAUCUACAUGCAAUAAUUACUCGAUUAAAUUACAACAUUACAUAAAUGUUAGGCUGAACAUAAACCCGCCUUUAUAACUCUUUAUUUAAGGUUAAUGUGUUUCAAACAUUUUUAUAAAUGUUCUUAUUUCUACGUUCUUUACUGCCCAAUAUAACAUUCGUUUCUUUAUUUAAAUUAAGCGUUACCCUUUACUAAUGUUUAAUCUUGAUUUUCUUAUAAAUAAUUAUGUUUUCUUUUCUAUAACAUUUAUUUAUCGAUGUUGACCAUCUUAAUAAUAAUAACAUUUGACAGUUUUAACCCAAUAGCAGAUCCUAUAUGGGACGAAUACUUAAAUCAUUUUAUUUAUAAGUGACUAUGUUAAGUUGAAACGACUGUCGUCGACAGAAAAGUCAUACAAGCUUAGUUCCUAAGUUAAUCUGUAUAGUUUGUUUUCGAGCCCUCAAGUAUUAAGUUAUGUUAUAUCGUAAUCUUGUUAACACGUUUAUUAUUUUAGUUGACGAGCAUGUUCACUGAUGUCCCUUUUUAACGCAGAAUGCCAUGUCGCUAAAUUUCAAAUUCGCGGAAUGCCUAACUUUCGCAAAACGCCCAACGUGAUUUCGAGUGACCGUUUUAAGUUAUAUCACUUUUCCGUUACUCGUUUUAUAUAUUAUAUUUUUUUCAUUCCGAGACACCCUUAUUUACAUAACUAACGUCAUAUUUGUCAUUUUGCUAUUUAGAUAAUCUGUGCGAAGGUUCCGCGACCAAAACAGUGUAUUUUAUAUUUCCUUUCUAUAAUUUAUAUUUUUAUUCUACUUAAUUGUUGAUGUCAGUGGACUGUGAGUUCAAUCGAAUAUACGUACGUCACUUAAGGCCUCGCCGUCGUGGUGCAAAAUGAACACUUAUAAAAAGGGUUCUCUUGUAAUUUACAAAAGGAACCUCAUUAAAUCCACCUUGGUAACCAGAAACAAGCUGUGUACAGAACAAGAUAUUGGAUGAAAGGUAGAUAGCUCAGCUCGUCUUGCUGAGGACACUACCGUAGCAUCAGAUAAUAUACUUCAAAUAAAACUAGUGUCAAGGGAUAUCCCAACUACUCACUGAAAUGUACCUUAACUAAGUGACGUACGUUAAUUCAAGGGUGAAAGACUGAAUUCAAACUAUUCAAGCCUUAGAGGAGAUUUAAAAUUGUAUAGAAUUAUUUAUUGUUCUUCGUGACGUACUAGUACCAUUGUGUAAUUAAUAAUUAUAUUAUUGAGAGAAAGUGAUACAUAGUCGCGUUGAUAGUAAUAAUUGUGAUGCAGAAACAUAGGACAAUUUAGCCCUUAAAAAAGGUGUAAUCAUUCAAGCGGCGGUUCACACGAAGCGGUGUGGAACGAACAUGUUGAGAUAACGCAGAUUUUAUAGCUCUUUAGUUUAAUUAAUAUCGGUGGUCAACUACCAUGUCAUGUGUGUGUGAACUUCCCCUAAUAUGCUCAAUAAUCGUGCCAGCAUUUGUACAGUCAUGAGCAAUAUGAUGUAUCCACUUUAGGACUCUGUCGCACUAACAUAUUUGACAUUUAGCGAGACUUACAGUUCAAUUUGUCAAAAAAGUUAAUGUGACAUGGUACCAAAGUGUAUACAUAUUAACGCUCGUGACCGUACCAACGUUCUGCGCCACCUAGUGUGAAUUAUCUGUAAAAACAGAUUCCAUUAUGUAGUUUCCAUCUUGUAUAAAAAACUCUGUCACGAAUGUCCAUCCCUGGACCUGCCUGCCACCUAUGUUGAAGCGACGCUGAUUACCUCAUAAAAGUAUGAAUAUUAUAAAUAUACUUGAAAUAUAUGUUAUCGAUGUAAAUAUCACAAAAUAAAUCGAUAUAUAGACAUAAAAUAUUGUGUGUUAAGUACUGUAAAAAUCGAAGUAUUGAAUUUUAUACGAAAAAUAUUAGGUAAUUUUGAGUAAGGGUCCUUUCACCGACACUUUUCUACGAAUAAAAUAGUACUAGUUUAAGAUCGUAUUAUUUUAUUAACCGUCGUGUCUUACUGAAAAUCCUAUUAUAGAUUAAAUUAUAAGAAUUAGUUUUUAUGAGAAUAGUUAUUUUGUGUGAUAUUAUAACAUGUUAUAAUCACGUAUUAUAA
Messenger RNA from Pectinophora gossypiella (pink bollworm), 4085 nucleotides. RefSeq names its product egl nine homolog 1 (gene Hph). Bases 59 to 1492 code for a protein of 477 amino acids. The transcript has 7 exons. Gene Ontology annotation, cellular component: cytoplasm; nucleus. The record is from RefSeq and is a predicted model, not a curated record. Gene Ontology annotation, molecular function: ferrous iron binding; peptidyl-proline 4-dioxygenase activity; L-ascorbic acid binding. Gene Ontology annotation, biological process: cellular response to hypoxia; peptidyl-proline hydroxylation to 4-hydroxy-L-proline. Lineage: Eukaryota; Metazoa; Arthropoda; Insecta; Lepidoptera; Gelechiidae.